Dipodomys spectabilis (banner-tailed kangaroo rat) is the source of this 4223-nucleotide messenger RNA. RefSeq names its product zinc finger protein 24 (gene Znf24). Bases 179 to 1285 code for a protein of 368 amino acids. Gene Ontology annotation, molecular function: DNA-binding transcription factor activity, RNA polymerase II-specific; RNA polymerase II cis-regulatory region sequence-specific DNA binding. Gene Ontology annotation, biological process: regulation of transcription by RNA polymerase II. The transcript has 4 exons. NCBI's taxonomy places the organism in Eukaryota, Metazoa, Chordata, Mammalia, Rodentia, Heteromyidae. The record is from RefSeq and is a predicted model, not a curated record.
AGCAGUCCGCGCCGGGGGCUGCUGGGAAAACGGCUUCGGAGCGGCGUUUCUGCGGCUGCGGCGGACAGCGAAACUGCUGCGGUUCCUGAGCCAGAGGAAAGCUGUGAGGAAAACAAGAUAUUUUCCUGAGGUUUAUAUCCUCCCUUGAUUGCCUUUUCUUGAAGUAUUACAAAUCAGGAUGUCUGCACAGUCAGUGGAAGAAGAUUCAAUACUUAUCAUUCCAACUCCAGAUGAAGAGGAAAAAAUUCUGAGAGUGAAGUUAGAGGAGGAUCCUGAUGGUGAAGAGGGGUCCAGUAUUGCCUGGAACCAUCUGCCGGACCCAGAGGUUUUCCGGCAGCGAUUCAGGCAGUUUGGAUACCAGGAUUCACCAGGCCCCCGGGAGGCUGUGAGUCAGCUUCGAGAACUUUGCCGUCUAUGGCUCCGGCCAGAGACCCACACAAAGGAACAGAUUUUGGAGCUGGUUGUGCUGGAGCAGUUCGUUGCCAUCCUACCCAAGGAGUUGCAGACUUGGGUUCGAGAGCAUCAUCCAGAGAAUGGAGAGGAAGCAGUGACAGUGCUGGAGGAUUUGGAGAGUGAACUGGACGACCCUGGACAGCCGGUUUCUCUCCGUCGUCGGAAACGGGAAGUGCUAGUGGAAGACAUGGUAUCUCAAGAAGCAGCUCAGGGAUUACCCAGUUCUGAGCUUGACGCUGUGGAGAACCAGCUCAAGUGGGCAUCCUGGGAACUCCAUUCCCUAAGGCACUGUGAGGAUGAUGCCAGGACUGAAAAUGGAGCACUAGCUUCAAAGCAGGAGAUUGCUUCAACAGGAGAAUCUCAUGGCGUUCCUGGUGCUCUUAAUAUAGGUGUUCCUCAAAUUUUUAAAUAUGGAGAAGCCUGCUUCCCCAAGGGCAGAUUUGAAAGAAAGAGAAAUCCCUCUCGAAAGAAACAACAUAUUUGUGAUGAAUGUGGAAAACACUUCAGUCAAGGCUCGGCCCUUAUUCUUCAUCAGAGAAUUCACAGUGGGGAGAAGCCCUAUGGAUGUGUUGAAUGUGGGAAAGCCUUCAGCAGAAGUUCCAUCCUUGUACAACACCAGAGAGUCCAUACUGGAGAAAAACCUUACAAAUGUCUUGAAUGUGGGAAAGCCUUUAGCCAGAAUUCUGGGCUUAUUAAUCAUCAGAGAAUUCAUACUGGGGAGAAACCUUAUGAAUGUGUUCAGUGUGGGAAAUCCUAUAGUCAAAGCUCAAAUCUUUUUAGACACCAGAGAAGACACAAUGCAGAGAAACUUCUGAAUGUUGUGAAAGUUUAAGAAAUUACAAAAAAAAAAAAAAAAAUCAACACUCAGGUCUUUUUCUUCAGAUAUGAAGACAAAAUUAAAACAUGAAGUUAUACAGAAUAGUUUUUUUCCCUGUUGACUGUCAGAAAAGUCCACUGGGAAAUAUAAAAGAAAUCUUUGCUCACCAUUAAUAUUUUAUCUGGAAAGAAAUGGUGUUAUGCCUGCCUAGAAACUGAAAAUUUAAAUUUAAUUCAGGUGUUAAUGCCUAAAUUUUACAUGUGAUGUAUUUUCUAUUUUUUUCCUCCAAACAAUGAACUACCUGAUUCUUUGUCCCUUAAAAGUUUUCUAGACAGAUACCUUGUUUAUGAUUUGAUCAUUGAAAUGCUUUGUGUAAGUAUACAUUCCCUUCUACUUUUAAAAGUCAGAAUAGGGACUAUAAAGUCUGAGAACCAUCAUCAUCCACUUAAAAGUAUCUUAUAAAAAACUGACCUCUUUCCUUUUACAUCAUUUGAAUAUAUAUUUGAGAAAAUAGAAAAUAAAGGAUGGAUAAUAGCCUCAAAGAAAAUGAGCCUUAAGAUCUCAGAGAAGUGAUGUGGUAGCACUUCCUUCAUAAGGGAAGGGAGGACAUCCACGUUGGGAAGAUACCCAGAUACUUGGAUCUAAGCAGUCAAAUGUGUCAGUUUUUCUUAAGUACAGUUAUCUUUCUGCAGGAAAAAGAAUAAAAACAAAACUCAUUCAUUAGGACACAUCUUAUUAAUGGAAAUAAAUGUUUUUUCCCCAUGUUUUACUAAAGAGUAGACAGUCUAAACAAUAGCUAUAAAAGUAUAAAGAGAACACUAAGGAGGAAUUUGUAGCAUAUGGUAUAAGGUAAUCUGUCUUGGCUUUUAGAGAAAGAUUCACAGAUGUAAUUCAUUGUUAUUUUACCUUUAUCUUUGUUAAGUACAGAAAAAAUGCCUGACAAGAGGACAAACAAGUAUCAGGUUUGCUAUUUUCCUUUGGUACAAAAGGGUUGACAACAGGCUAGAACAGCCAUGUGUUUAUUAGUAAACAUUUUCUACUGAGAAGGCACUGUGCUAGGUACUGUAAUCCUACCCUAAGUAGGUAGGUGUUUCUUUCACUGUAAGUCCUAGGAGGGUUAGUAAGAAGCCUUUUUAUGUAUUUAGCCUCUUUCCCUAUCAGCAUUCACAGGGGAAGUUACCUCUGAGAUUCCCAGAGCAGUAGUUCUUUUAGUAGGGUGUUGUGUUUGGAAGGAGAGAAGGACUGGGCUCAGACCUAGCUAGCUCUCCAGGAGUCUUCUUCAGAGGUGAGUACAAGAUAAUUCUGUGUCACAGUUUGGAGGAGGAAUUUUUUUCAAAACAUGUACUCAGUUUCUAGAAGAUUAGAUCAUACUUACAUGUUAAGUUGAAUGGACUACUUUAAAAAUAAACAACUAGGCUAUUAACUAGUUUAUUAACAGAAUUGGUUGAAGUAUUUUUGAUUUUCAUUCUUAACACAUUUUUUAAAAAAAUGUAUUAAAGUAAUACAUUGUAGUAGUAGGAUUUUAUACUCCUUGGCUGAGAAUUCCGAGUACUGUGGUUCUACUGUUGGGUGGAAAAUUCUGGAAGUUAAAACAUUGAAUAUAAGAAAAGGCUUUUAAAAUGGUCAUCAUUGUAUGUGAGGUGAUCCAGGCAAAUAUAGAUAGUACAUAGUUCUGGAGUUUUGGUUUAUAUCUGGUUCUUGGAUCAAAUUUUAAAAUGUAAGGUGAGAUUUGUAUGAGAAAAGUAAUAAAUUCAAGGCCAGCUGGUGAGAACUGAAGCAGAAUGGAGCUUGUUAAUAGAUUUUUCUGAUAACAAUUAUAAGAAAUGUGCUUUAUAGACUUAAGAUUUAUUGAAGUAUAAAUAUGUAGUAAUGAUAUAAUGUAUUUUAAGUUAUACCAGAAAGUGUAGGGACUUUUGUUUGAGUCUUUCUCUGUGCUGGGAGGAAACAAGUCAAUUUCCAAUAAAGCUAUAAACUCCUCUGCUCUAAGAUAAAAUGAUCUUGAUUGAUUUAUUUAUAACUGGCCUUUUUUCCAAGUAGGUUUUGAGGUGGCAUAUUUGGAAUGCUGGAAUUUCACAUUUAAAGAUCGUCUUUUCUAUAUACAAGGAAGCUUCCCUGGGGUAGAUGUGUUAUGCCAAAGAUGUUUGGUAAUUUGAGAGCACAGAAAUGAGUUAGCAGAUGUGAUCUGGUUCCAGGUCUGAUAUCUGUACAUUGUUCAGAAAUGAUUCUUGGGCAAGGGAAAGGUCUGGAGAAAGGAGACUGGAUCAAAACAAACAAGAAAACAUUGAUAUUGGUAUAUAAGGGCGGGAAUGAUGGGAUGUGUAUUUACCAUCUCCAGUUAGGCUUAAGCCCCCACUAGACAAAUUGACUUAAAAUAACUUUGGUGUGAUUUAUGAUUUCAUCCAAAUAUUCAUCCAUACCCGAUCAGGUAAUCAGUGAGCUGGGGGGGGUACCUAGCUUCCAGUUUAGUGGUGAUACGGCAACAACCAGUGUCCUAAUUAGAAUAUCUGUUUAGCAAAUGAGCAGCGUUGUCAGGGCACAUAGAUUGCUGAGUAUCUAUUAGUUUCUGGUAAAUGUUCUGGUGGCCUUGGAGGUUAUGCUGUUCAUAUUCACACUCAGUUAACAUCUAGUCUUUAGCAGUGUCUUACAUUUGUGUAAGCUAAGGGGAGGGUUCCAUGUUUUUAAAUAAUCUGCAUGCUGAGCAUUGGAUUAGACACUAUACCUACCUCAAUAAUUGUAGACUAGGAAAGUAAGAUUCAGAUCUUGACUUGCAUGUGACUAACUAGAGCUAAAACUCAAAUCUAGUUCUGUAGACUCCAAGGACAUGAUUUUUGUGUUAUGAGUGGUCGCAGUUAAAUUUUAAUCAAUACCGCUUUUGUUUGAGCAAAUGUAAAACUAUUAGUUCAUUUCAGAUUUUCAUAGUACAGAAAUGUAAAAUGAAAAAUAUUUUAGAAUG